AUGGAAGGAGAAGAAGAGGCUGAUUCAGACCAGGAUGACAGCAAAGGCAACAGGAAGAAGAAACAAGGGAAAGCUGCAAAGUCAUCAGCAGAGCCUCCCAAGAAGAAGUCUCCGUUUGAAAACGCUUUUCUGUCCUUUAUCGACGAGAGGGACAAGUCCGCACCAGGCUUUGGCGAGCCAAACCGACCCCGUCGGGGGCAGAACAGUUCAAAACCGCAAAGCAACAAGGAACAUAGCUUGAAAGACAUCAGAAUACAAAGUGGUGCAAGUGACCAGUUAGAUAUUGAAAAAAGUGACCAAUCACACAAUGCUGAUGUCAUCUCUGGCCAAUCAGGGGCAAGCACCAGUAAGGACCAAUCGAGAUCAAGCAAUGGCAGCGGCAAAUCAGCAAAGAGCAGCAAAGGUAGCCAACCAGAAGGCAGCAGUGAUGAGUCUAGUGAUUUGGAUGAGAAAGCCGACGGGAAGUCUUUCUUCGAGUCAGUAGAUCUUGAGGAGGAAGAGGACACAAUCGACCUCCGUCCAAGAAGAAUGUCUUCCAGACAGGCCGCCCAAAAAGCCCGCACCGCUCUGCAGACACACGUCUCGGAAGAUUCUGACUCGGAUGGAGGAGACCCAAUCGAGCGGCAGAAGUCUUCUUCCAUCCUCAAGGCAUCGGCAGACAGCACAGGCGCUACAGAGGCGAAACUUGAAGGUGCUGGGCUGCCGGGGAGAGGGAGACAGGUCACCAGGAAGAGAAGAGCGAAGCGGCGCCACUCGGAAGUUGAUGAAGAUGAAGACGAUGACCCAGAGUGGAAUCCGACCCAGGAGAAGGCUCCGACCAAUCGCCUGGACAUGUCGGCCAGAAACAGCAGUGGAAACUCUGCGCGUGCUGUGUCAUCUAGCGACGACGAGAUAUCGGACGACGCUGACAUGCGACGCGGCCCAGGCAGACCACCCGCCAAUGCAACGGCCAGAAACACCGGCGCCGCCAACAAUGACAAGAAGCGUCCGAUGCAGCCCCCAAAGGUGGUCAUCUACCCCAACAAGGUGGUGAAGACGGCAGCGUCAUCCUCGGCUUCCGGAUCCAGAUACACCACAAUCACUCCAAAUUCCAGUGGCCCGGCGCCCACGAGCAGUAACGUUGUGAGCAGCUCUGUCGGCUCCUCCAAUGAGAUGAUGUCUGACGAACCCCUGAUCAUCUCUGAUGCCGAGAGUGAGAGUGAGGAGGAUAGCAGGAUGAACUACCUCAGGGAGGAGUUUGUGGUGAAUACAGAGACUCUGAAUGACGAGAAGCACCCCAUCUGGCAGAUCCAGAAAACCCUGCUGAAGAAGUUUGUUCCGUACCAGGACAAGAAACACUGGUACAUCGCUUCCAACAGUUACCUCGGCUGGUUUGGCUCGGAGAAGUCCAAGUUCAGACCUGUGCGGUGCCGGUUCGUUCGGAAGGAGAGGAACGCAGACAUCGUGAAGGUGGUGAAGCCGCGCCGCUCCGCCAACACUGCCGCCACAGAGGCCGCGCCAGACACCACAAACGAGGUCCAGACGUCUCAGCAGUCCCUGGCGGACUCCUUUAAGAUUUACCUGCAGGCGGCAGUGAGCCAGGUGCUGGAUGAGGAGUUCCUUCCCUGCGUGGAGGAGGAGAGAGACGAGUUUUUCCUGACGGCCCUGUGCAGCCUUGACGAGCGGCUGGAGGAAGCCAAGCGAGCUGUAGCAGACAACCUCGGCUGGGUGCCCAGGUUUAAGACGCUGGCCGAGACGUGGCCGUUCCUUAGAGAAGAGGAGGGAGAGCCAGCCACUGGGGUUCUCUGUCAGGCCUGUGAGAAGCAGGGCCAUGUUGCAGCCAAACUCCUGCGGCUAGACGGCCGACCCUACGACAGACUCACGCUUCAGGACAAGGAUGCACCUUCCGGCAGCGAUGAACAGGAAAAGUUGUUAAAGUUGGGGAGAGUGUGUGGGGAAAGAGUGUCCCUCUACCACCGACUGCACCACUACAGAUUCCAGCUAUACCGUCGCUGCAUGGCAAAGGUAACCACACUCCAGGAGGAACACCCUGAGUUCCCUCAGGAGGAGGUGGUGAGACAGAUCCUCAAGAACAUCAACUGGGUCAAGCAGCUCUACGAGGAACUCAGAAGUCUCCUGGAAGACUGUCAGGCGGUGGCGUCCUAGCCAACGGAUCUUAGGAGCUUUCAGUCCUCGGCAUUGUCUGUUCGGGAGUACAUCUUCCCUGUAUCACUGUUACUGUUACUGUUAUGCACUUGAUGUGUAAUUAGUUCUUGUUAAAAGAGUACUCAACCCUACCCAGAAGCAGAAUUGUGUUGUUGUUUUCUGAGAUUUCUUAAACAUUGGCCACUUUUCCCACUUCGUGGAAUUAGUCUUUCUUACAACGGUACUCAACCCCAGAAAACGGUACUCAACCCCAGAAGCAGAUGUGUGGGAAACCACAUUUUUAUUGCAAAAAUUAUUUUUUGAAAUCAACCAAA
Molecule: messenger RNA, 2459 nt
Organism: Branchiostoma floridae (Florida lancelet)
Lineage: Eukaryota; Metazoa; Chordata; Leptocardii; Amphioxiformes; Branchiostomatidae
Product: proline-rich protein 12-like
Exons: 17
Coding region: 1-2145 (714 amino acids)
Cellular component (GO): nucleus
Source: RefSeq, a predicted model, not a curated record